Messenger RNA from Delphinapterus leucas (beluga whale), 6090 nucleotides. It is a transcript of the gene TRIM56, whose product is annotated as tripartite motif containing 56. Gene Ontology annotation, molecular function: ubiquitin protein ligase activity; zinc ion binding. Lineage: Eukaryota; Metazoa; Chordata; Mammalia; Artiodactyla; Monodontidae. Gene Ontology annotation, cellular component: nucleoplasm. The record is from RefSeq and is a predicted model, not a curated record. Gene Ontology annotation, biological process: innate immune response; positive regulation of type I interferon-mediated signaling pathway.
CCAAAGCUGUCCUGGCCCCGGAGCCCUGGAGCCUGCUGGCGGGGGCUGUGCCCUGCUGGCGGUGGAGGCCCCCCGAGGAAGAGCUCCAGGCAGGGAGCCCAGCAACAGCAGCGCCAGGGCCUCGGGGGCCCCCAGUCCGGGUCCUGGAGCCCCGGCUAGGGCCUGACAUGCAAAAGCGGCCUUUACUUUUUCAUAUUUGCUGAACGUCUGCAGGGAGGAGGGAGGCGGCUCUUUAUCUCAAGAGACCAGAAGAAAAUUCCUGGCCAUUCAGAAUGGUUUCCCAGGGCUCCUCGCCCUCCCUGCUGGAGGCCCUGAGCAGCGACUUCCUAGCCUGUAAAAUCUGCCUGGAGCAGCUGCGGGUGCCCAAAACGUUGCCCUGCCUGCAUACCUACUGCCAGGACUGCCUGGCCCAGUUGGCCGAGGGCAGCCACCUCCGAUGCCCUGAGUGCCGCGAGACUGUGCCUGUGCCGCCCACGGGCGUGGCUGCCUUCAAGACCAACUUCUUUGUCAACGGGCUCCUGGAUUUGGUGAAGGCCCGAGCCGGUGGAGACCUGCGCGCAGGGAAGCCGGCCUGUGCACUGUGCCCGCUGAUGGGGGGCGCCAGCGCCGGGGGGCCAGCCACAGCCCGGUGCCUGGACUGCGCCGACGACUUGUGCCAGGCCUGUGCCGAUGGGCACCGCUGCACUCGGCAGACCCACAGCCACCGAGUGGUGGACCUGGUGGGCUACAGGGCAGGGUGGUACGACGAGGAGGCCCGGGAGCGCCAGGCGGCCCAGUGUCCCCAGCACCCGGGGGAGUCCCUGCGCUUCCUUUGCCAGCCCUGCUCCCAGCUGCUGUGCCGGGAGUGUCGCCUGGACCCCCACCUGGACCACCCCUGCCUGCCCCUGGCCGAGGCUGUGCGUGCCCGGAGGCCAGGCCUCGAGGGGCUACUGGCAGGCGUGGACAGCAACCUGGCCGAGCUGGAGGCCACCCAGCUGGCGGAAGAGGAAGCCUUGGCCUGUCUGCGGGAGCAGGCAGCCAAGGUGGGCACGCAGGUGGAAGAGGCAGCCGAGGGGGUCCUCCGGGCCCUCCUGGCCCAGAAGCAGGAGGUGCUGGGGCAGCUACGGGCCCACGUGGAGGCUGCCGAGGAGGCUGCACGGGAGAGGCUGGGGGAGCUGGAGAGCCGGGCACAGGUGGCCAGGGAGGCGGCCGCCUUUGCCCGUCGCGUGCUCAGCCUGGGGCGGGAGGCCGAGAUACUCUCGCUGGAGGGGGCGAUUGCCCAAAGGCUUCAGCAGCUGCAGUGUUGUCCCUGGAUGCCUGGGCCAGCCCCCUGCCUGCUGCCCCAGCUGGAGCUCCAUCCUGGACUCCUGGACAAGAACCGCCAGCUGCUAAGGCUCUCCUUUCAGGAGCAGCAGCCCCAGAAGGACAGCGGGAAAGACGGAGCCAGAAGCCAGGGAGGCGCUGCAACCCCGCCCCAGAGCAGGGACGGAGCCCAGACCCCAAAGCAGGACAGCGCGCAGCCGCCCCAGGAAGAUGGAGCCCAGACCCUAAAGGCGGAGAGAGCCGAGACGCCCCAAGAAGAUGGAGCCCAGACCCCAAAAGAGGGCAGAGCCCAGACACCCCAGGAAGAUGGAGGAGCCCAGUCCCCAAGGGGCGGCCGAUCCAACAAGAAGAGGAAGUUCAAAGGCAGGCUCAAGUCCGUUUCCCGGGAGCCCAGCCCGGCACCUGGGCCGAACCUGGAGGGCUCUGGCCUCCUCCCCAGGCCCAUCUUUUUCUGCAGCUUCCCCACACGGAUGCCGGGGGACAAGCGGUCUCCGCGGAUCACCGGGCUGUGUCCCUUUGGCUCCCGGGAGAUCCUGGUGGCAGAUGAGCAGAACAGGGCCCUGAAGCGCUUCUCCCUCAAUGGCGACUACAAGGGCGCGGUGCCCAUCCCCGAGGGCUGCUCCCCGUGCAGCGUGGCCACCCUGCAGGACGCCGUGGCCUUCUCGGCUGGCGCUCGGCUCUAUCUCAUCCGCCCCAAUGGCGAGGUGCAGUGGCGCCGGGCGCUGAGCCUCUGCCAGGCCAGCCACGCCGUGGCCGCCAUGCCGAGCGGGGACCGGGUGGCCGUCAGCGUGUCAGGCCAUGUGGAGGUGUACAACAUGGAAGGCAGCCUGGCCACCCGGUUUAUCCCUGGGGGCAAGGCCAGCCGGGGCCUGCGGGCACUAGUGUUCCUGACCACCAGCCCCCAGGGCAACUUCGUGGGGUCGGAUUGGCAGCAGGGUAGCUUGGUGGUCUGUGACGGGCUGGGCCAGGUGAUUGGGGAGUACCGGGGGCCGGGCCUGCACGGCUGCCAGCCAGGCUCUGUGUCCGUGGAUAAGAAGGGCUACAUCUUUCUGACCCUUCGGGAGGUCAACAAGGUGGUGAUCCUCGAUCCGAAGGGGUCGCUGCUCGGUGACUUCCUGACGGCAUAUCACGGCCUGGAAAAGCCCCGGGUGACCACCAUGGUGGAUGGCAGGUACCUGGUUGUGUCCCUCAGUAAUGGGACCAUCCACGUCUUUCGGGUCCGCCCUCCUGACAGUUAAAGGGCUGGGACUGGAGAUACACUUCGGGGUGGGGGGACUGGGGGGGUAGAGAGAAGGGAAGCAGGGCGGCCCAAGGGAUGUGGUGGCUGAGGGCAUUUUCCCAGAGAGCAGGGGUUGGCAACUUUUCAAGGUGAAGUGCGAAACCGCUCUUCAGGUGCGCAGGAAUAGGGACCAAGGCGGGUGGCAUGGCCAUAACCCUCAGAAGCAGAGGAGGAAGGGUUGGAGGGGUGCUGGGCAUUAAUGCUUCUUGCUUUUGCUGGGGGUGACUGCCACUGCCGCCGCCGUAAAGUCUAGGUUUCCAAGAUGUGUAAGCUAGUCCUGAUUUGAGUUCUUCUUUUAAAACCAUUCCUGAUGGGGUAGCCCAGGGAGAGUCUUGGGGAAGUGGGUAGAAAUAGUCCUUUAAGCCCAGGGCUUGAAGGGUAUGUCAGGUAUGUACUUUCUGGAAGAGAGCUGAGAACUCCCUCCCCUCUGACUUGAACGGGACGCACCAAGUCAGAAGAGGUCUGGGAUUUUGAACCUGGCCAUAAAUGGCAUCUUCCACCAGCCUCGGCUGGGAAGUUGAGGCUCCUCUGAUAAUGGCGUCCCCCAGUGAAGUGCGGGCUGGACUUCAUGGGGGACCAAGUAUAGACACAAGCCGAGGCCAACAGGCGUUUUGCCUUUAAGUCCGUGAAGAGAAUGUGCUACUAGAAAAUGGAACCCGGCAGGGUUGGAGUCUAAAACACAGGGUUCUGAGUGUGAGACAAGGGGAGACCCUGGGUCUUACCCCUCGACUUCCACCACCCCUCACCUCCAAGCCAACCUGAGGCCAGACCUAUGUAGGAUUUAAAACCUUUUCUUUUUUGAUGUCUUUACACUUCCUGGAGUUUAUUUUUAGCCCCCUCUUAGUUUUCUGGCACAAUUCCUUUUGAGAAAUUUUGGCUGAACUAAGGGGUUGAAGGCAUUUGUCCAUAUUGCCGUUAUGGGUGGGGAAAAAACCUAAGCCUAGAGGCCAGGUGUGGGACUCAGGGGCCAAACCGGUUGGAAGACCUGGGAAGUCGGUAGUGGGGCUGGGAUGGGUGGAGGGGUGAAAAUCUCAUGGAGGGAUCCCAUCAGAAGUGAGCCAUGACCACCGGCCUUUUGCAUAGGCUGUGGCAGCGGUGGAACUGAGGUGGACAUGUUUAGCCAGGGGCUGUUGAGAGGUGACCAAAGGGAAUAAUAUGUAAGGAUCAUGGGCAAUGAGUGUUCAUGGGAACCAGAGAGAUUUUGGACAAGUCCAGAUGGAAAAUGCAGGACAUUAGUGUAGGGAAAAGAAAAUCUUUUUCCAGGGAGGUUGUUGAUUGUUUAAUGAAGUGAAAGGGGAAAUCAUCAAUGUCAGGUGGACAAAUUCAAUUAUAUAAAAUUUUGAAAUGUAUGCACAGGAAAGAAGAACGAAGAUUAAAGGAAAAUCAAUGAGAUGAGGAAAUUACGGAUCAUUGAUCUAAGGAGUCUCCAGUAUAUGGAGUGACUAAACAGAUCUACUUGGUCAAAUGACCAAAUAAGCCGUAUACCCAAGAGGAAGGCACACAGGUCAGGACACAUAAAAUGAAACAUAAAAUAAAAUCGACCACUUGCAUUCGUCAAAAGUACAUUUUAAAAAAUAUGUCGUGGGGAAAUAGACCCCUGGCACUAUAAAUGAUGCUUCCUGGUGAACAGUUUGGCAAUUCUUGACAAAAGUCAAAGAAGUGAUUAUAAGACGAAGUUAUCUCACUUUGGGGAGUACAUUCUGGGAAAAGGAUACAAAAGGAAAAAACAUAUCUGCACACAGGUAUUUGUGGCCACCCUAUCUAUUACAGCCUUUGGCAGGAAACAGCUCAGCUUAGCUCGCCAAUUCUGGCUAGAUCAGAAUCUAGCCAAGUAGACUGUGUUCUACCAGGACAGUGAGCUGCUGCCUUCAUGGAUGACAAUUAUGAGAACUGUUUAGGAGAAUAUGAUGUUAUAUGAUGCAAUCGUAAGCCAAAAAAAAAAAAAAGAUUUUGGCUUUCUGUUCACGUAAUGAUAGCAACAAGAUAAAAGCAUGUCUGAAUAGUUACCGAGUGGAAAUAGGUUCAAAAUGUGUAAAUAGUCAGUGAUUGGGGAGAUUGGGUUUUUAUUUCAUGCUGUUAUUCAUAUAUGCACAUUUCGACUUCAGUUAUUACUGUCCGUUAAAUAACAUAUAUGCUUGACUACUUCAGAAAAAUACACUCAAGAAUAACUACUGGAUUUGUGAAUGAAUGUGUCAGAAUAAGUGAGACUGUUCUGCCAGGGGUAGGGGUGGGGGGCUAGGCAGGAGUCAGGAGGAGAAUCCCAGCCAGUCAGGACCCAGCAGGGAGGAAGGUUCGUCAGAGCAGGAUCCUGUCUGGUGACUGACCAAGGAAUCUGCCCUGGGAAGUUUGCAGAGGUCAGGUGGUCCCCGUGGGUGAUCAGUCAUUGUGGAGUGUCCAGAGACAGGGGAAGGUCUUACUGAGUUCACCAGCUAAUUCAGACCAACUGGAAACCAAGUGGCGGUUCUGCGGAACCAGCUGGUUUAAGAUGAGUUGCACGGGGGUGCUGUGUCUGUCUUCUUUGCAGCUCUCUCUACAGAGUCAGCACAGUGAUGGCUCCUAGUAGGUGCUCUGUAAACGCCUGUGGAGUGAAUUGAUGUCUAGAAAAUGCCAGGUUGUCCAAAACUUUGGCUUGUGGGAAAUCUCCAGUAGGGGGCACUGUGGGCACAGCCUACCAUAAGCCUCCAGGAGACUGGCUCAGCUCUAAGUCACAAAAGAGGUGAAAUUCGCGUGUCCUUCUUAUAUGUCCUGGGGUGGGGGUGGGGGGUCCUGGCCUCUAGGGGAUAAAUACCUUCAGGUUGGAACAACAGGUUUGCAGAGCCGCAUGGGAACCAUGUGCAGAGGGCCCGGCUGGUGGAAUGGCUGCAGUCAAGUGGCUCACCCCUGAGGCAGGAAUAGAGAACUUCCGGAGGGAAAUAUCACCUGGAUUCAGGAAGAGAAUCCCACAGAUGCUCUAAAGAUGAAGGAGGCACAGGGCUUUCCAUGACGCUGUAAGAAGCCUGGGGAGUCGGGCACUGGACGAUUGACAGACUUACUGAAUUUUCCUCGUGAAGGGGUAGGGGUGGGAAGGCACAGAACAUGGCAAAAUGUGAAACGGAUGAGAAGUAUAGCAUUGAGCAUAAUUUGGAGGUAAAAUCCUCAGUGCCCCAACUGUCACCUGGGAAUCCUAAAUCCUGGCACAGAAAGCACUGCUCAGUGCGGAGAGAGAGUUCUUGGCUCAACUACAGAUGUUAAGUAAUAGGAACAUUGUGAAAGAUCCGACAUCCGCACUCUGCAUUGGACUAUGACAACGACCGCUCAUUCCUUGUGCUGUUUGGAACUUUCCAGAUCGUGUAGGAAAGGAGAAUGCUGUUCGGGUAGAGAGAAAGGGAGUAGAGAACCUUGUUCAUAUUCUCUGUGCUUAAAAAAGGAAGGUGAGGGCUUCCCUGGUGGCGCAGUGGUUGAGAGUCCGCCUGCCGAUGCAGGGGACACGGGUUCGAGCCCCGGUCUGGGAGGAUCCCACAUGCCGCGGA